AUGGAUUCCACGCCUGAACGACGAGCCCCAGCAGAGGCUGUCACUUUUGCUGUCGAACCCGAUGAGAAUAAGAGUCCUCGACGAAGUGGCCGUGUGAAGAAGAACCCUUCCGUAACGCCUAAACGUUUUACCAGGUUCUUUACUCCCAGAUCUCGAAAUCCACAGCGUGCCGUUCGAACCUCCCGGAAAGCAUUACAAGACCUGUCCGCCGCGAGGUUGAAUAGCCGAUCCCAGGCAAGCGGAAUUCUAGGCCUCCCCCUUGAUGAGCAGAGUAUCCGAGCCAGAAAGAAGAGGAAGCUCUCAUUCGUAUCCAUCUCCUCGAUUCCGUCUUCUCCGAUUAAGAAUAAUACUGUCUCGAAUCAAGAAAACGCUGAGCCCAGGCGAGCUGAAUAUCCCACGGUCGACCCUGAACAUAAUUCUGCGUACAUCGAUAGUGAUGAGGACGAUGCAGAAGAUGUCGAGCUAUUAGGGAACAAAGCAUUCCCGCCACGAUUGGUACCCUACCGGUCUCUCAGCACUUCCGCUGGCCUGCUAUCAAGACGGGUGGAGGGAAGAAGGAUGAUAAGAGAGGGCAAUGAUAGCAAGCUUUGGCAACAUGAGACGGCGAACUUCUACAGUUCACCUGACGAUCAUUGCCAUUACAACCUCUCCGGACCUCAUUUCCCAGCUCUGCCAUUCUGCGCUGCCGGAUUCAAGACUGUCCCAUUAGUGGCAAUUGGAGAUGAGGAUGGUACUGUGCGCAUCCACGAUGGAGAAGAUCCGAGUCUUCCAUACCAAAAGAUUUUCAUGACCAUGUAUCCACACGACAAUGCCAUCAUGGACAUGGAACUAUCUCCAGACGACAGCCUGCUUGCAACAGCGUCAGGGGACCAAACCUGUCGGAUCAUCGACAUGAAGCAGCACCAAUCUACAUAUACUCUCCGAGGGCACACUGGGUCCAUCAAACGUGUACAGUUCCAGCCUGGCUCUGGAAACAACAUUCUGGCGACUUGUUCCCGAGAUGGCAGCGUGUGCCUGUGGGACUUACGCUGUGCGGCAAGUAGAGGUUCGUGGGUAUUUAAGAACCUGAGUCGGGAACCCGAUUCUUUUUUAUGCCAAAGUGCAGAUGUCAAUUGCCUGAACCAGAUUCGAGACGCACAUACUGCGUUUGACCUCCAAGGAAGAACGAAAGGCAGGCGCAGGCAAAUGCCGGUUUCUGCAAGGUCUGAUUUUGCAGUGACGACAUGUGCAUUCAUCAGCGCAAGUCGGCCGCACAUGCUGGCCACUGCCUCGGAGAACGAUGCCAUCAUCAAGCUGUGGGAUAUGCGGACAUCGUACAAAUCACGAAGUGGACGCCCUACACCGGUGUCUGCAACCAUGGAACCCAAGAGCCACGAGAACCACCGACAGUUCGGCGUGACUUCGAUCGCCAUGAGUACCGAUGGGGCGAGGCUGUACUCGUUGUGUCGCGACCACACAGUGUACGCCUAUUCCACAUCUCACCUAGUGCUAGGAGGGGCGCCCGAGAUGUCUCUGACCUCGUCUCAUCCAUUCCGGCAGUCGCGCAACGCAGGCCAAGGGCUGGGGCCGUUGUACGGAUUCCGCCACCGCGCUUUGCGCCUAGCCUCUUUCUACGACAAGCUGGCAGUUCGGCACCGAAGUCAGGAUAACACAGAGCUAAUAGCCACAGGAACCCGGGAAGAAUGUGCGGUUCUAUUUCCAACGGACGAGCGGUACCUCACCAAAUCCACACAACGGCGGCCACUCCUGGCCGAUGAGCCGGGCAGUGCCAGUGCCAGUCUGUGGCCUUCUGCUCGACUCACGCGAUCAGCAUCGUCUUCAACCUCGAGGAGCGGGCAACAACCUCCGGAAGAUAGCGAUGGCGACUGUCCCAUAUAUUAUCACGGCACUGCAUUGGUCAAGGGUCACGUGAAGGAAGUCACCGCCGUGGCGUGGACAAUCAAUGGCAACCUAGUCACCACAGCGGACGACUACACAUCCAGAUGCUGGCGCGAGGAUGCCCAGCAAGCACGGGCGCUGCGGCUGAAUACGGACCGUGACUUGGCGAGGUACCAGAGUGGCUGGGCGGAGGUGCAGAAGGGGUACGAUGAUGAUGAGGCUGAGUGA
Molecule: messenger RNA, 2106 nt
Organism: Capronia epimyces CBS 606.96
Lineage: Eukaryota; Fungi; Ascomycota; Eurotiomycetes; Chaetothyriales; Herpotrichiellaceae
Exons: 1
Coding region: 1-2106 (701 amino acids)
Biological process (GO): proteasome-mediated ubiquitin-dependent protein catabolic process
Cellular component (GO): nucleus
Molecular function (GO): protein binding; protein-macromolecule adaptor activity
Source: RefSeq, a predicted model, not a curated record